UAUUAUAACGAGUCUAACAAUUAAGGAAAAAGGUAUUAAUUCAAUACAAGAAAACGAAUAUAACUCUAUUUAUAAAGAAAAUGACGGUUUACGUAGUCGAUUAUUGGAUAAAAAAAUCGAAUAUCAAAAAUCACAGAUGUUAGACCAUCUUACUAAUAAUACAGUGUUCGUUGAUGGUAUACCACAUUACGAUGUUAAUACAGCAAAAGAAAAAGAACGAAUUAAAAAUAUGGAAACCGGUUUUCUAUCUAUGUUGUCUAUGAAAGGUGUCAAAUAUAUAUUCAAAAGAGGUUUCCAUUGGAGGACGUGGAGGGAUGUUGAAAGUGAAGGAAAUAAGACGAUAAUCUGUUACAAAUGUAAAGGAUUGGGUAAUACUUCCUGCAAAGAUUGUUUAACCUCUGGUUAUUGGAUAAUGGAAGAAAAGCCACCGCCGUGUCCAUACGAAAUACUAUCAGUAUCUAACAAUAAUCAAAUAUGUUCUAUUUAUUUUACUCAAUGGAAUGAUAUACCAAGUGCUUGUCCUACUUUGAUUAAUUUAAACGAUUUGUUAUCCGCAUGCGAUAAUCCUUUAGAAACCGAAUGGAAAAUAACGAGUAAAUAUAACGAUUUAGAAUCGGAAACAACACUAGCUGACAUAUGCAAAGGGCGGGAAAGUUGUCGACUUUUGACAUUAUACACGAUAUUACCGCAUUCCAUACUAUUUCGAAUUAUUAAUAGAACAAAUCAUAUAAUUUAUUCAAGAGUCAUGAUGGACGGACAUAGGAAUUACGCUUGUGUAGAUAACUGUGGUAUUAUAGAUAGAAAAACUAACAGAAUUAUCAAAAAUGACUCUCCACUUAUGUUCGAUUUAUUAGCAACGAAUUCGGAUACGCAUAAAAAUAAAAGGGAAUACAAACAGUAUAAUAAUACGUUUGAAACGACAACUGAUAAUAUGUUAAAAAGUUUAUUUUUCCUAUCAAAAAAUCUUAACAAUAAUCGUUAUAACGGAUUUGGACAAAAGAGUAUGAACACAACUAAUACUAAUUUAAAAAUGGAAGAAGUACUAACAAAAAGUCUUUGUAAAAAGAUUGAAGAAAUGUACAAAGAUAAUAAUGAUUAUAGCGAGACAAUAGAAACAUAAAUAUAUUUGAAGGUCAAAUUGACAUAAGGCACGAAUAAUCUUGUAGAUCGUGGUUAGUGUUGCCAGACGUCCCGAUGAACUCGGACAUAGGUAGACUUUUUAAAUAGUUUCCCGGUUGUCCGGCUUCAAACAUUUCUCAAACAAGAGUGGCUUUUCUACCCAAAAUUCAGCAAAACUGGCUAAUCUGUCCGGCUAUUAGGUUUAGUGACCUGGCAACCCUAAUCGCGGUUCUAAACAUGGGAGCUACCAAUAAAAAUUGCUUCGAAUUGACGCAGUUAUUUAUAAAUGAGCACUCUUUAAAUGGACUGGUUAUGAGACGUAUUAUUUUGUGUCUAUUUUACUCCAUAUUGGCAUUGAUGUACUGGUUUGGUAUAGAUUCAAACUAAUAAUAUAGAUAGACUGUUACGUUGAUGUUACUGUGUUACAGACUCGUUUAAAUUUGAACGCAAAAACUGUUAUUUCCAAGCAAUCGUCUAUCCAUUUAUAGAGAUUAUUGGUUUUAUAUUACACUGUUAACUGAAUAUGUUUAGAAGUCAACUUAAGGGUAAGUGAAACUUAAAGCAAGUGAAGAAUAAAAGCGGAUAAAUAAAAUUAACAGCUAUAUUAUGAAAUCUUUGAUUAUAACAAUGUUUAUUUUGUUGUGAAUAAAAAUCUG
Molecule: messenger RNA, 1775 nt
Organism: Papilio xuthus (Asian swallowtail)
Lineage: Eukaryota; Metazoa; Arthropoda; Insecta; Lepidoptera; Papilionidae
Exons: 3
Coding region: 137-1120 (327 amino acids)
Source: RefSeq, a predicted model, not a curated record